UGGUUCAGAGGGACGACAGGACACACGGACUGGUCACUGCAGAGCCGCUGGUCAGCCGGGAGAGAAUGAGGCUGAGGAUGAAGAUGAAGAUGAAGCUGCUUAAUGCUCCCAUGGCGAUGGUAGUGAUGUCCGCAUUGGUCGGACUCACCUACUUAUCUACAACUCUUAAACCGACGACUACAACUCCUAAACCAAUGACAACAACUCCGAAACCGACAACAACAACAACCACUAGGCCGACUACUACCACGCCAAGAUGGACCCCCACAACAGGAGCUUCUGGACUAAAUUUAAAUGGGAAGAUGUUCACUUUGUCUCGUAAUGGAGGAGGAAUAUCCUUCUAUUCACCCUAUUAUUCUCCUACCACGCCCCACUACACCACCCGUAGAUACACCACUCGUCCCUACUACACCCCCACUCGUCCCUACUACACCACCACUGGUCCCUACACCACUAAUCGUCCCUACUACACCACCACUGGUCCCGACACCACUAAUCGUCCCUACUACACCCCCACUGGUCCCGACACCACUAAUCGUCCCUACUACACCACCACUGGUCCCUACUAACCCCCACUGGUCCCUACACCACUAAUCGUCCCUACUACACCACCACUGGUCCCUACUACACCCCCACUGGUCCCUACACCACUAAUCGUCCCUACUACACCCCCACUGGUCCCUACACCACUAAUCGUCCCUACUACACCCCCACUGGUCCCUACACCACUAAUCGUCCCUACUACACCACCACUCGUCCCUACUACACCACCACUCGUCCCUACUACACCCCCACUGGUCCCUACUACACCACCACUCGCCCCUGGACCACAGCACCUCCUACUAGAGGUGAGUACAUUCACAAACUACAUAACCAAACAG
Molecule: messenger RNA, 881 nt
Organism: Perca fluviatilis (European perch)
Lineage: Eukaryota; Metazoa; Chordata; Actinopteri; Perciformes; Percidae
Product: integumentary mucin C.1-like
Exons: 2
Coding region: 66-569 (167 amino acids)
Source: RefSeq, a predicted model, not a curated record